This is a messenger RNA of Gadus morhua (Atlantic cod), 2279 nucleotides long. It is a transcript of the gene dipk1b, whose product is annotated as divergent protein kinase domain 1B. Bases 632 to 1930 code for a protein of 432 amino acids. The record is from RefSeq and is a predicted model, not a curated record. Lineage: Eukaryota; Metazoa; Chordata; Actinopteri; Gadiformes; Gadidae. The transcript is spliced from 5 exons.
UUUAAAUAGGCGCUCAGCUGGAUCGAUGUGAACACGCUGCGAUCCAAAGAGUAGGACGAUGGCCACAUGAUGUUCCGGGACUGGUAGAGAAUGCCAAUUGGCACAAAUUUGUGUGCCAUCCAAAAUAUCGGACAUUCUUUUUAUUUCAUUCGAGCUGACAGUGAAUGCUGUGAUCCAUGAGGAUAGAGGCAGGCGGCUCCCCGGAACCACGACGGACUCUCUCUGCUCAUCCUUCCGAGAACCAGGACAGCGAUGUAACCCGAAGUCCGGCUGCACCGAAUAAACCGCUUGUGUAUGAACAGUGAACAUGCCGUCGCGGAUGUGGAGUGUUGGUUUGCUGAUGUGGUUCGCACUCUGCGGGUUCAUUUACAUUUAGGGGAUUUUCCUGACGCUUUAAUCCAAAGCGACCUACAACCAUUCAUUCACACAGCGACGGCGCAGGGCGACAGCACAGCUCAUCAGGGUGAGUUGUCUUGCUCUGGACCACCUCGACACCGAGCCAGGAGUAGCCGGGGAUCGAACUAGCAACCUUCAAGUUACCAGUCAACCCGUUCGACCUCCUGAGCUACUGUCGCACCGGGCCAUGUGAUUCAACGGGGACCCGCCAUCCAUCCCGACGGAGCGGCUCACGAUGCCCAGGGCUCUACGGAGGCUGGUUCACUUUAUGGUGUUCUGCCCUCUGUCGAAGGGCUUUCAGAGUCGCCUCCCAGCCAUAAAGGUGAAGUACCUGCUGUUGGCAUGGCUAUGCAUCCUGGGGGCCAGCUGGGUGGUCUACAUGCAGUACGCCUCCUACACUGAGCUCUGCCGUGGACACGUCUGUCAAGUGGUCAUCUGUGAUCACUACAGGAGAGGAAUCAUCUCUGGGUCAGCCUGCAAGGCCCUGUGUGACCAGAGGACUCUGACCCUGCAGAGGUGCCUGUCCACAUCCCCUGCUUACCAGGUGUACGAUGGCCAGUGGAAGGACCGGCCCGUGGUGAUCAAGUGUGGGCUGCAGGAGAGCCUGAAGGCGGAGGGGGCUCCGGACCCAGGACUCAGACCGGAGACCAGCCUGUUUGACAAGCCCACCCGCGGGACGUCCAUGGACGAGUUCAGGGAGAUGCUCCAUAGCUUCUUCAAGUCCAACCUGGGUGACCAGCCGUCCCUCAACGCUCUGGUGGAGCGGGUCAUCACACUGGCCGACGUCACCCGGGACGGCAAGGUGUCACUGGCCGAGGCCAAGUCGGUGUGGGCCCUACUGCAGAUCAACGAGUUUCUCCUGAUGCUAGCGCUGCAAGAGAAGGAGCACACCCCCAAGCUGCUGGGCUUCUGCGGGGACCUCUACGUGACGGAGCGCGUGGCCCACAGCGCCCUCUACCGGCUGGACGUCCCCAGCUACCUGCGGCCCCUUGUCCCCGAGGCGGUGAGCUCCGGCCUCAACCGUUGGCUGGCCCCGGCCUGGCCCCGCCGCGCCCGCAUCACCAUCGGCCUGCUGGAGUUCGUGGAGGAGAUCUUCCACGGCGCCUACGGCAGCUUCCUGAUGUGCGACGCCAGCCCACGGCAGGUGGGUUACAACGGCCGGUACGACUGCCGCAUGGCCGACCUGCGCAGCGUGGCGUCCGAGGCCACGGUGCGGGGGUACCUGCGCGGGCGGCGCUGCGAGACCAACGCCGACUGCACGUACGGCCGCGACUGCACCGCCACAUGCGACCGGCUGGCCAAGCAGUGCAACCUGGAGGUGGUGCGGCCCAACCUGGCCAAGGUGUGCACGCUGCUGCAGGACUUCCUGCUGUCCGGGGCACCAGCAGAGCUGCGGCCGGACCUGGAGAAGCAGCUGCGCACCUGCGUGACGCUCAGCGGCCUGGCCAGUCAGAUGGAGGUCCACCACUCGCUGGUGCUCAACAACCUGAAGACCCUGCUGUGGAAGAAGAUCUCCAACACGCAGUACUCGUAAGACACACGCCAGCAGAGGGGUGGGGUUAGGGGCUGGGAGAAGAGACCUGGUCCUGUAGGACCGAGAGGAAGCACUGCAAGGACGUUUUUUUUGCAGCAGCAGGGUGUGACCCACUAACGUUUGUCAGUGGGAUUUUUUCUGGUUGCCAAUGGUCCAUUAUCGGCUUUUACACAAGACUAUGAAUUAGAUGAAACUGUGAAUUUAUUAAAUAAAAGCAGAAGCCUCUUUCAAAUGUGUUUUUGUUAUAUGCUUUGUGUUGUAAAGCUUAGUAUUAUGUCAAUCUAUUAUUGAGAGGGAUUUUGCCUGUGUUUGAAAACAAAGAAAAUAAAUAUUUGGUUUUCUGAAAUAA